ACUCACACACACGUGCGCCCGCACUCACUAGAUAACGGCUCGAGCUCGGGCAGAAGAAGCCCAGACGCAGAGUCCAGGGAGCGGCGCGUGGAGCAUCCUCCGUUCCUCGCGCCGGAGCUGGGGUCUUGCGGAGGCCAUGGACCACAUAGGGAUAGGCCUACUGGGGGCGCAUCUGCAGCAGCACGCGGAGCCCAUCAGCUUCGGCAUCGACCAGAUUCUCAGUAACGUGGAGCAGAGCUGCAUGCUGGGCGCGAGGAUGCACGAGCCGGACUACGGGGCCUACGAGAGCUGCGCGAGCAGCGGCGUGAACGGCGCCGGCUAUGUGUAUGGGAACACCGGAUAUAACAGCACCAGCAGCUCGUGCGGGAUGGCUUCACUCGGCGGGGCUUAUCACAUGAACAUGGGCGUGAAUGCGCACGGCACUAACGGGAGCUCCUCGCGGGUCAUCCGUGUCCCCGCGCACCGGCCGGUGGGCGGCGGGAACUCGUCGGUUCCACCGGGAAGCGGCUGCGGGAACGUCAACAACAUGACCGCGCUGACGUUCCCCUGGAUGGAGAGCAACCGACGCUACACCAAAGACAGGUUCACAGUGUCCCUCUCACCCCUCACUGUAACACGUCGUGUAGGUCACCCCUACCAGAACAGGACCCCUCCCAAGAAGAAGAAGCCUCGGACGUCCUUCACUCGGCUGCAGAUCUGUGAGCUGGAGAAGCGCUUCCAUCGGCAGAAGUACCUGGCGUCGGCCGAGCGGGCCGCCCUCGCCAAGGCCCUGAAGAUGACCGACGCCCAGGUCAAAACCUGGUUCCAAAACAGACGCACCAAAUGGAGGCGGCAGACGGCGGAGGAGCGGGAGGCGGAGAGGCAGCAGGCCAACCGGAUCCUCAUGCAGCUACAGCAGGAGGCCUUCCAGAAGACCAUCAACCAGCCGGUCACCCCGGACCCGCUGUGCCUGCAGAACAGCUCCCUGUUCGCCCUGCAGAACAUGCAGCCAUGGACCGAGAACACCGGCAAGAUCUGCAGCGUGUCGGCCUGCGAGUAGAGCCAAUGGACAGCCACUCGUCCUCCAGCUGGGGGCCUGCGCCUGUGCCGAGUACCGACUGACUGCUAAAGGGCAGAUACAGGGGCGUAGCCCGCGGGGGAGCUCUAAGGAAAACCCUCCGUGCUCUUAUUAUCACCACCUUCUGUCAGAAACACAGCUGGUGCUGCAUCUAACAACAGGCAUGCUUCAGAUGGCGUCCCUCAGGGCUACUGCUAUCAAAUCGGGGUCCAGUCUGAUCUGGAUCCUUGGGAGGUCUGUACUGACUCAGCCCUGCAGAGACCACACUGAGAUAUUUCGGAGUCAUCAUAAUGAACAUUGUGCUCCAUAAAAAAAAAAAAAAGUCCACGAGAGGAGCAGGACAGACUGGCAUCAGUGAGUUGUUGUGUAACCGUUUACCUAUAAGGGACGUAUUGUUUCAUAAUAUUUUCAUAUUUGUGUGUGCAUCUCUGCCAUUAGUGUCUGUCUGUGACUUUUAACUCAACUGCAAAACGCAGCACUUGUUUUAGCACCUGUGCAUUCAAAUAUAAUCUGACAAAAUGAAAUUGAUUUACAGCAACAAACCAGGAUGUGUGACUAUUUCAUAAUUUAGGAACAAAUGGGCCUAAAGGUCAAAAAGCUUCCGAUUUACAGACAGAUCAUAUAAAAUGACCAUACGUUUGACCACAGUUUAGCAUUUCACAUUUUUAUUUUUGUACAAACUGUAUUUUUUUAUUUCUCUUUCCCCACUGUGCUGAGGUGUGGAAGCAGAUCUCAGACCUGUGAGGCUGAGCUCAAACAAGCUGACCAAUCACGUGUCCAGGCUGUGUGCGUGCGUGCGUGCGUGCACGUUUUAUUCAUACUGAUAACAAUAAUAUAUUUUGUACACUGAAAUUAUUUUCUUUCUCUAUUGAGUUGAUAAUAGCCUACAGCUCAAUUUGAAAUGUAGUUCUAUAAAUAUCUUCUGCAUUUUUCAUACACAUGUAACUUUUAUUUUGCUCAGUGGAAAUAACUCAAAUGUAUUUCCAUGCCACAUACAUAUAUAUAUAUAUAUAUAUAUAUAUAUAUACAGAUUUGGUUACUUGGAGAUCCUAUGUAAUGUUCCAAUUGGUCAUAAAUCAUCAUGAGGGCACAAAACAUAGCUAUACAAAUUGAAACAUUAUAAUUAUAUAUCUAUCUUAAAACAAAGACAACAAGCAGCAGGUUACAACACAAGCCAUUGAACAACAGAGUAACAACCAGAAGUAACAAAACAAGUGGAAAGCAAACCAAUAUAAUAAAUCCAACUAAACCAAGGCUGGCUUACUGCAUAUGCCCAUCAAUUUCCGUAUUAAAACACAAUAUUGAGCAUUUUUUGUUCACUCGGGGACUGAAGAAUCAAGUAUUAACUAUAAAGUACUCACUUCCCGUACUCAAGUAGAAGCACAGAUACUUGUGUUAAAAAUACUCUGGUAAAAGUACUGAUUUAACUUCUUUACUCAAGUAAAAUUAACAAAGUACAGGCUUGGAAAUGUACUUAAAAUAUAAAAGUAAAAGUAGCCUUACGAAUGACAAAGCAUUUUAAAUGGAUAUCUGCCAACAGGCCUACAACGUCCCACACGUGAUUAUUGUGACUGAGACUGGGAGUGCAGGUCAAUAAGAUUCUGACUGAGCAGCAAGAUAUGAAUUCAAUUGUCAAUCUUAUCCCUCUGACUUAUGUCUGAGAGGUUUGAGACAUUAACGUUAACAUUAGCCCAAAAAGUCCAUUUGAGGCAAAACCAAGUAACGCUAAUGGUAACUUAAGUGGUCUCAAAAACAAGAACGGCCUUAACCCUCUAUUGCAUGGUGUUGCCAUGUGGCAAAGAUGCAAAAAGAAAAUCCAUUGUUUUCUGUUUAAUUGUGUAAAUAGGUCUUUUGAAGUGAAAUUUUAAAGUGUUAUUAACUUGCAUAACCAGGAAAUCCUGUUUCCCCGCCCCUUUUUCGUGCAUGUACCACACUAAAGAUCGAUUUACAGGAUCAGCCAAAAAGUAGUGAUUUUUUCUUAAUUUUAGAAGCAUUUCUUUGAAAAAAAAAAUCCAUCUGUUAUCUGGGGUAAGUACACUUUUAAUUUGAAUCCCUUAAACCAGUUAAAAUGCUAUAGUGUUCUGUAAAAGGCUAAAAUCAAUUAGUUGCCAUAUGGCAUAUAAGUUGACUUUGUUUGGAAUUUUUUCAAUAAAAGCAUAUUUUUAACCAAAUUAAUGGAUUUCUUGGCACUUUCCACAAAUGCGUGCCCCUUUAAUUUUUUUUUUACAAUUGCGUUAUUUAAGCAACCUGGAGUCAUAAAAACACAUCAAGACAUUUUUGCCAUGUUUAACAAAUAAUUCAUGCAAUAGAGGGUUAAGUAACAUUAACGUUAGAACAGCACUGCUACACUAAAUCAAGUUGCUGAAUUUGUUUUUAAUAUAAAGCUAUACACGCAGAAAUUGUAUCCGAUUAUUUUCAAAUAAAGUGAACGCUCCCUAACCUUAACGUUACUUGGGUUACUGGCUAAAUGCUGGAGAACCAAGGCAUGGCCAUUGCCAGCAGAACAAAUGUAACUA
Messenger RNA from Etheostoma spectabile (orangethroat darter), 3573 nucleotides. It is a transcript of the gene tlx1, whose product is annotated as T cell leukemia homeobox 1. Gene Ontology annotation, biological process: regulation of transcription by RNA polymerase II; animal organ development. Gene Ontology annotation, cellular component: nucleus. The record is from RefSeq and is a predicted model, not a curated record. Gene Ontology annotation, molecular function: DNA-binding transcription factor activity, RNA polymerase II-specific; RNA polymerase II cis-regulatory region sequence-specific DNA binding. Lineage: Eukaryota; Metazoa; Chordata; Actinopteri; Perciformes; Percidae. The transcript is spliced from 3 exons. Bases 137 to 1039 code for a protein of 300 amino acids.